Messenger RNA from Conger conger (European conger), 1886 nucleotides. It is a transcript of the gene vps37a, whose product is annotated as VPS37A subunit of ESCRT-I. NCBI's taxonomy places the organism in Eukaryota, Metazoa, Chordata, Actinopteri, Anguilliformes, Congridae. The coding region runs from base 340 to 1503 and encodes 387 amino acids. Gene Ontology annotation, biological process: protein targeting to vacuole; protein targeting to membrane; ubiquitin-dependent protein catabolic process via the multivesicular body sorting pathway. The record is from RefSeq and is a predicted model, not a curated record. The transcript is spliced from 12 exons. Gene Ontology annotation, cellular component: ESCRT I complex.
UAUCACACCAAUCCGUACACACACACACACGGCUGUUGUCUUCCUAGCCGAUGGUUGUUAGUAGCCGCGGUAGCGGGCUAGCUAGCUGGCUAGCUGCGAAUGACAGGGCGAAAUUUAGACAAAUGCUUUCACAGGACGAAAUAUUGACUUUUCUUAACGUCUGAAAUAUACGUGAAUAUGGGUGUGUGAUCAGGGAGGUAGCUAGCAAGCUAACGUUUUACACGAAUCGCGACUAGCUAGGUUGUUUUUCUCUCUUAGCCGAGAGACUAAAGUAAUUAACGCCAAGUAUCCAACGUUAGCAAAGCCAUUGAGCUCAGAUCGCGUUCCAGCCAAAAGAGGAUGAACUGGAUUUUCCCUUUAUCCAAGGGGUCUGGACCACUUCCACCUUUGAACAGUUUACAACAGCAACGGCAGAGACAAAUAGACUCACUCAAAGCUGCGCAUUCCAACAUAGCUGAGAUUCAGAAGGAUGUGGAAUACAGGAUUCCGUUCACAGUCAACAAUACAACUGUCAGCGUUAACAUUUUGCUUCCACCCCAGUUUCCCCAGGAGAAACCGGCGGUCAGCGUGUAUCCCCCUGUUGCCCAUCAUUUAGUGGACAAGCACAAUGGCAGCAUGGUUACCAGCCCCCUCAUAACAAACUUUGGAAUGCACUCGGAUUUGGGGAAGGUCAUACAGAGUCUGCUGGACGAGUUUUGGAAGAACCCCCCUGUCCUGAUCCCAGGCCCCACCAGCUUUCCCUUCAUGUACAAACCGACAGGCAUGCCCCCGUACCCUCAGCAGGGCUUCCACUUCCACCCCGCCUUCCCUCCUCAGGACAGCCCCCGCCCCGCCGGCCCUGUCCCCAUGCCUCACCCGGGGACGGAUCCCCACGGCCCCCCACGGGCUGCCGCACCCGCCUACGGCCUCAUCACGGACCUGCCUCUCCCAGUGCCCACUGCGGACGCCCAGGCAGGGUUAAACGGCCACAUGUACAAGAUGCCUGAAAUACCCGAGUCUUUUCUGGAGCUUUCUGAAAUGAGCGUGUCUGAGCUGAAGGAAAUGAAUGACCAGGAGGACGUUCUGCUGGAGUUCUUUGCUGGUCUGCCGCAGCUGAAGCAGGUGACCAUGGACAAGGACGAGCUGGUCAACAACAUCGUGGACAUUGCCAAGAAAAACCUGUCACUGGAGCCGCAGCUGGAGGGAAAGAGACAGGAGAUGUUGUUCAAACAUGAGCAGAUCACUCAGAUGAAAUCUUCCUUUGAGAUGAAAAUGCAGAGACAGCAUGAGCUCAGUGAGAGCUGCAGUCUGAGUGCCCUGCAGGCCAGGCUGAAGGUGGCAGCCCACCAGGCUGAGGAGGAGUCCGAGGACACGGCCGAGCACUUCCUGGAGCGCAAGACCGAGAUCGACGACUUCCUCGCCAGCUUCAUGGAGAAGAGAACGCUUUGCCACUGCAGACGCGCUAAAGAGGAGAAGCUUCAGCAGUCCAUCAACGCUCACGGACAGUUCCACACGCCUCACUAGAGCCCAGCCCUCCUCGUCCUCUCUGUUUUUUAAGGGUUGAAUUUGAUCUACCAGCACAGCGCCUAUGAAGAUGAGAAAAGCACAUUGUAUUCAGCAGAUGGAGGGAUCUGAAGAGGGAUCUGAAGAGCCACACAAGGAUUUGUGAAUUUAACGGCUUCAGAACUAGCCACGUGUUUGAACUCAUUUUGGAAUCAAAGUCCAGAUAAAGGCUGUUUGGGGGAAAGGCCUCAAAUUUACUUGAAUUCCAACAACAACAAUGUUAAUGCUGCCGCAUAAGUACGAUGAAUACUGUAUUUAAAUAAUGUUAAUAAUAGCCUUUAUUAUAAUCCAAUACCAUGUAUUAUAUGUUAUUUAAUUUGUUAGGUAAUAAACCUUUAGAAUAA